Arachis duranensis is the source of this 1773-nucleotide messenger RNA. RefSeq lists its product as uncharacterized. The coding region runs from base 1 to 1773 and encodes 590 amino acids. The record is from RefSeq and is a predicted model, not a curated record. Lineage: Eukaryota; Viridiplantae; Streptophyta; Magnoliopsida; Fabales; Fabaceae. The transcript has 2 exons.
AUGGAUAUGUCGAAAGACUGGAUGGAUACACCACGUCAUGAGAAAGAAUAUCAAGUUGGUGUAGAAAGAUUUUUACACUUUGCUUUCUCAUCAAAGGGAGUUCUUCAAGGGGAAGAACUUCAAUGUCCAUGUGCAAAGUGUUGUAAUAAACUUUGGUUAAAGAGAGAUGACGUAUAUGAUCAUCUAAUAUGCCACGGUUUUGUAAAAGGUUAUAGGCGGUGGUUUAAUCAUGGGGAAUCACUUUUUGCUAUGGAUAUUGACAGUGACAUAGGCGGGGCAUAUAACUGCAAUGAUAAUAUUGAUGAGUUGUUACGUGAUAGAUUUCGAGAUAAUACACAAGUUGACGGACAAAACAUGGGGCCUAACGAAUGUGCAAAGGAAUUCUAUAAAUUGGUAGACGAGGCAAGCCAAGAACUAUACCCCGGGUAUAAAGGAUUCACAAGAUUAUCCUUUACCCUUCGUCUUUUCUUGUUAAAAUGCUUGCAUGGUUGGAGUAAUGCGUCAUUUACUUCUCUCUUGGAAUUAUUGAAAGAAGCAAUGCCAUAUUUGAAUAUUCCUAUUUCUGUUGAUAAAACCAAGAAUAUGGUGAAGAACUUGGGUCAUGACUACCAAAAGAUCGAUGCAUGUCGCAAUGACUGCAUGUUGUAUCAGAACGGGAAUAAGAAUGACUCAUCUUGUCAUGUCUGUGGAACAUCCCGUUAUAUUGAGAAUCAUGAAGAAGAUGAUGAUGUUACCUCAUCUAGAAAGCCUCGCAAAGUUGCUGCAAAAACUUUAAAGCAUUUCCCUUUGAUUCCCAGACUUCAACGACUUUUUAUGUGCACAAGAACUGUCGAAGCUAUGUCUUGGCAUCACAAUGAGCGUGUUAAAGACAGGUCCUUAAGGCAUCCUACCGAUGGUGAAUCUUGGAAAGCAUUUGACAAUCGACAUGAAGAUUUUGCAAAGGAGCCUCGUAAUGUGAGACUUGGGUUAGCAAGCGACGGAUUCAAUCCAUUCCGAACUUUGAGCAGUACACACAGUACAUGGCCUGUUGUUCUGAUGGUGUAUAAUCUAUCCCCUUGGAUGAGCAUGAAGCCUAAUUAUUUUAUGCUAUCUUUACUCAUUCCUGGACCACAAUCACUGGGAAAUGACAUUGAUGUCUAUCUUCAACCGUUGAUUGAAGAAUUAAAAGAAUUAUGGGAGUCAGGUGUCGAAACAUAUUAUUCAAAAGAAAACAAAACAUUCAACAUAAGAGCAUGCCUUUUGUGGACAAUUAAUGAGUUCCCGGCGUAUGCUAUAUUAUCUGGGUGGAGUAUAAAGGGAAAAUUAGCUUGUCCAUGUUGUAAUGAUGAGACUUCUUCUAUCUAUCUGAAACAUAGUCACAAGACUGUUUAUAUGGAUCACCGAAGGUUUUUACCCAUGAAUCAUCCAUGGAGGCAUAACAAAAGAUCUUUCAAUGGAAAAACUGAACUCAGGUCUCCACUACAGUUGUUAGAAGGUUUAAUAUAUUGCAAGAGAUACAACCUUGAUGUCAUGCACAUAGAGAAGAAUAUAGUUGAUAGCAUAAUUAGAACUCUUUUAGAUAUUCCCGGAAAGACAAAAGAUCAUGCAGCUGCUCAUUUUGACCUUAAAAACAUGGCUAUUAGGAAAAACCUUCAACCAAAAGAUACAAAAGAUGGGAAAAAAACUAAGUUAGCAAAGGCAUGCUUUUCAAUGACUCCAGCAGAGAAAAUAAUCUUUUGUAGUGUGUUGAAAGCGGCAAAAUUACCAGACGGUAGCACUUCCAAUAUUGCUUGA